UCCAACUGCAGCAGGGCUCCGGCUACAGCCAACUCUGCUACGUCCGCUACAAGCAGUACAAACUGUUUCGAGCUGCGUUGCUCAUUCGACGUUCUCGCAGGAUCCUGAGAAAACGCCGGCUGUGCGACCGUCUAGUCACGUGCGGCAACGUUGCCGGAAGAAUACUGCUUUAUUGUUUUUUUCUCUUCUUGGAAUUUUCUUCUUUACGUACGGGCAGGAGACUGCUUUUUGUUUGUUUCGGUUGGCGUUGUGACGUCGAUUCUGUGCGAGUGAUGCCGGCUAUGUGGUCGAACAAAGACUUUAUUAUUCGUGGUUCAUACAAUUUAUGAAAGACUAUAUAGUUUGUUUGGGUGAAUUUGAGUGUAUUGCCGCUAAAGACCUUCAGAUUGCAGUUUAACUACAUUUGGGGCUCAAAUCCGCAGGAAAUAUCCAGUGUUUUGACGGUGGCACAACGCAGCUCUCGAAGUUUAUUGGGCAACGUCUGAACACAAAAAUGGCUGUAACACUUUACCCAAACAUGAAACUUGAAUGCGCAACUAUGGUCGAACCGAAUGGUUUGCAGGAGAAUCACCACCCUGACUACUUGGUGACCCUAAACGGAGGGUCUCAUUCGGGUUCAAGUGGAAGGAGCACCCCUAGUGGCCAAAAUGGAGGAUCUGGAGACCCAGCCCCUGGCAAGCUGUUUGUCGGGGGACUUAGUUGGCAGACAUCCAGUGACAAAUUAAAAGAGUACUUUGGAAUGUUUGGAAAUGUUACCGAUGUACUGAUCAUGAAGGAUCCAGUCACUCAGAGAAGUCGCGGCUUUGGAUUUAUCACCUUCUCAGAACCAUCAAGUGUUGACAAGGUACUCAAGGUACCGAUUCACACUUUGGAUGGUAAGAAAAUUGAUCCAAAGCACGCUACACCCAAGAAUCGGCCGAAACAGCCCAGCAAAACCAAAAAGAUAUUCGUUGGGGGAGUUAGCCAAGAUACGUCAGCGGAUGAGGUCAAAGCUUACUUCAACCAAUUUGGAAAAGUGGAAGAAACUGUUAUGUUAAUGGACCAACAGACAAAGCGUCACAGAGGAUUUGGAUUCGUCACGUUCGAAAAUGAAGAUGUUGUGGACAGAGUUUGCGAAAUACAUUUCCACACUAUUAAAAAUAAAAAGGUCGAAUGCAAAAAAGCUCAACCAAAAGAGGCGGUACAAGCUAGUGCUCAACUGAUGGGAAAACGCCUCAUGCUCAGUGGCCUGGGAGUUCGUUUACCAGCGCCUGUAGCAGCGGUCAAUCCACUCGCAUCUGUCCAACCGCUGUCUCAUGUGCAAGCUGCCGCAGCCGCUGCGGCUGCCGUAGCAGCUCAAGCGCAAAACGCAGCCGUUGCCAGUUAUGGAAAAUUGAUCUACCCCCAGUUAGCUGCUUAUAGGUACUCCCCCUACACAAUACCAGGUAUGAGUGCCGUUCACUCAGCUGCAGCAGCGGCUGCAGCUAGUUCGGCGAAUGCAUCGGGAGGAGCACCCGGACCAGCACCUGGCGGUCCUGGCGCUGCUGGUAUGGCAGCUCAAAUGCCACCCAGUCAUUUCCAAGGAUACAAUCUGACAAAUAUAGAUAUGGCAAGUCUCCAGGGAAUCGAUUGGGGAGCGAUGUAUGGAAUGGGCAUGUAUGUUUAAGACUUUGAGGUUUUCUCAUUUCCUAUUAGUAACUGUUAUACGGAAAAGAAAUGAACUAUGGACGGGUUGUGUGUUCUAUUUAAGUGUUCCUAUAGUAUUGGACAUGUCAUUUUUGCAUUAAUGUUCUGAUUGAGGAAACAACCACCUCGAAAUUUGUCAAUGGCGGCAAACUGUGCCUACUUUUAGUAGUUAAGGAUUUUAAGGUCGACUAGCGACCACUUAACCCUCUAUUCUUAAGCAAAAUAAACGAGGAAUCUCAUUUGCGAAAUUGCUGUGAGCAGUUGAAAACUCAUUGUUAUUGCCGUUUGGCCCGCUCAUCUGGCAUUAAGCAAUAACUCGCAAUAAUCAGUAUUACUUUAAAAGCUACUUUUUUUCUACUUGAAAAUAUGAAUUCCUUUUAAUGGCAAUAAUAAUUUACAUGGUUCAUAAAUGAGGUUGUGGAUCACGGUAGGUACUUAAACCCCGUUGCAUACUUAAAUGACUGAAAUAUUGCAGUACUGUUAUGAUAACUAUAUCAUACUUUUAAAUGAUAUUAAACGUAAUUGUCGAACGAUCUCACUCAUAUUGUUUAGGUUGUAUUAGGGUAUCCUCUUUUACUUUAAUUAAUUAUAUUAUUCUUCAUUUUCCUAAAUUUUCGUUCUGGCAGUAUUCCAUUAAAAUAUUUCAUAUGCAAUAAAUUUUAAUCUCAAUUACACUAAGGACAAAUAAAUGUGGUUGUAAUAUAAGAAUAAGCAGCUAGUUGCAUUCCAUAAAAGAUAUUAAUAAUUACAAGUAAUUAUAUAAGUACUUUCGGGCAUGAGGCGCGAGUUACUCGAACUAGUGAUUAACAGCGGCUUUUUUUCUUAGUAAAAACAAACAUAUUGUUUAGUUUCACAGACUUUUCCUAGCAUCAAUAAGCAGUCGCCAAAGACUUGCCUAAAAACUACCGCAGGCUCCCUACAUAUAGGACGCUCUAUUUACAUACAGUUUAUUUUUGUGUACUUUUAAUCCAUUGAUAAUUCACAAUUUUUUUUUGAUAAAAUUAUUUUCUUUUUAAACGAAAUCGGUGGCAAAAGUUCUUAAAAUAUUGCAUGAAAUAUCUUGUUUAUUGCUCGAAAAUUGAGAAACCAAAUAUAACCUUGCUAUAAAAUAUAAAUAAUUUUUAUUAAAUGAAAAGUAAUCAAUAAAGUUUAUAUAUGCCGUUGCGUGGCACAAUUUACAUAGUGGUAAUGCCGUAAAAUGCUAUUUAAUAUAUUUUUUUUAACAUAAACACGAUUGGGAUAGUUUUGGUAUCCUAGAAGCGAUAGGGUUUGCGUGAAGAAAAAAAUUAAAUACGUUUGAUCAACAAACAAGUGGGCCACAGAGCUUAUACUGUCUGCGAGUAGUAUACAUUACCUCUAAAAUUACAUGCGUACUUUUUGGCGAUCAUUUUACCUAGUAUUUCGUAGUUAGUUUUUUCUGUAUAUUGUUCGUUAGAGUGUAAUAGAUAUAUGUUUCUCUAUUACUAUUAUAGAAACGUAUAUCUAUUACACGAUAAUUGGACUUAUACCCAAGCGUUAUUACAAGGAAAACUGUUUAGGGAGCCUGCUUAACUUCAAUGUUUCAUCUCAACUAUGUCUUCUUAUUUUGCAACUCGAUCUGCUCAAGAGAUAUUCGUAAUUGUUAAAAGUAGUAUUAUUAGAUAUAACAUUAGCAACAGUUAUAGCUCAAUAUUUCAUGCAUAGUUUCAUUGACAUGUUGUUGUCGAUAUUUGUGAUUUGCGGACCAACCGUCACGAGCUACAACUCGGCAGUUGUAGCGCAUGCAAACUAAGAGCAAUUGGGAACCGGUAUCAACUGGGAUAUUUUAAAAUAAAUAGUGGACAUUACAUAUGUACGUUUUACUGGAAUUGUCAUUGCCCAUAGACUGUUUAGCUCCUAAUAGUUAUUCUAUUUUUAGAGACCGAUUUCAAAUAUUGACUUCUCAUUGAGAGAUCGAUAUCUCAAAUACUCAGAGUAACUGUUGAUCAGCGAUUGACUAAGCCUUGUGAUAGUUAUUAGGCGGUCAUAGGUCGUUUUAUCUGAACCAAAAGGGGAAAGUGAAAAUACAUGAAGAAACACAAUCCCUUUUUUUGUAAGAGCCAUUUUCAACUUUCUCUUCCUUCAGUUAGUUGAAAUUAUUGAAUUGGUUGUUCCAGGUCGUAUUGUGAUUCAUCUAUGUUUUAUUUUUCCUAAGCGAAAGAAAGAGUUGAGGUCAGAGUGCCAAAUAUUUAUUACAAUAGUGUUACUUCAUAAUCGAAUAACUUCGAUGGAACAUAAUAUGGCCAAUUACACUCACAAGUAUAUUUGUAAAGUAUUGGUCAUUGUGUGCUGAUGGAGUUAAAAAGCAAUAAAAAAUGUUUUGAAGGCAAAAUGAACCCUCUAUUUUUGUAACGAUUAUUAAUUAUGAUACAUAAACGCUUUUCUUUCAGGCAAAAGAGGGUGUUUCCAACAAUUGAAAUUAGAGUUUGAGAAAAUGACGGUAUCCUAGGUACUCAUAUUACCCCCCUAAUGACUAACUUGUUACUUAGUUUGACCUAAUGUUUAGCUGUUUGGCAUAUAAUAUCUUAAAUAUUAUUGUAGUAUUACAAGUAUUGUGUAAGGAUUUAUAGUUAUUAGUUCUUAGAGUAGUAUGUAUUUCCAUGUGUAGUGUAGCGCGUCUUUGAUGUCGCAAAUGCACUUGUAGUUGAGCAGUUUCGAAUAAAGUAGUUUCAUAAAGUA
Dendroctonus ponderosae (mountain pine beetle) is the source of this 4362-nucleotide messenger RNA. It is a transcript of the gene msi, whose product is annotated as RNA-binding protein Musashi homolog 2. Gene Ontology annotation, molecular function: RNA binding. The record is from RefSeq and is a predicted model, not a curated record. The transcript has 7 exons. Gene Ontology annotation, cellular component: cytoplasm. NCBI's taxonomy places the organism in Eukaryota, Metazoa, Arthropoda, Insecta, Coleoptera, Curculionidae. The coding region runs from base 494 to 1645 and encodes 383 amino acids.